AUGACCAUCAAAAUAUUUGAGACCAAUGAACUCAAAUUGCAGUGCAAGGAAACUGGAAUAACUGCUUAUGUAAAAACAGCAAACACACAUCUUAUAUUUUUCAAAACGUUACUCUCACUUAAAUACAUUGAUAAAGAUCAACAAUAAACUACAAACGGUCUAUCCUUAAUCAUCUUGCCAAGGGAAAAAUCAGAAAACAAGUUCUAUAGCAGUAAUCCCUGGUUCAACAUUGCUGCACUCCACAUGCCCUGCACUGUCCCUCACCGAAAAAGGUCAAUUAUAAUCCUAAAUCGUAAAUAGAUUAAACAAUACUACGUAUUAUAUUAAAGUUCAUGAAGACAAAUGAGAACAAAUUCAAAAUUAAAGCAGAAGAUACAUUGUUCCAAUUCCAAAAAUGGAAAAUAAAGAUAGAUGGAUCAGAUUAUUGGCUUGAAUUUCUCAAAAAAGAGAAAUAUAGAUCGCACAGUAAUUUCAGCUUCGAUCAACUGGGGAAAUAAUCAUCAUAUCCAUUGUAAGUUCAAGGGAAAAAUUUAAAUUCAAUUCUGAAAAGACUUGGAUCAGAAAUCUGGCUUGGAAUUUCUCCAUAAGAGAAAACACAAAGAGCGCACAGUAAUUUCACCUUCGAUCAUCUGGGGAAAUAAUCAUCACGCCCAAUGAAAAUCAAACAAAAAAAUCAAAGGAAAUCACAAAAGGAAUGGAUCAGAAAUCUGGCUUGGAAUUUCUCCGAGGAGAAAACACAAAGAGCGCACAGUAAUUUCACCUUCGAUCAACUGGGGAAAUAAUCAUCACAUCCAUUGGAAGAAAAAGAAUAAACGAAAUUCAGAAAGAGACGGAUCAGAAAUCUGGCUUGGAAUUUCUACGAGGGAGAAAACACAAAGAGCGCUCAGUAAUUUCAGCUUCGAUCAUCUGGGGAAAUAAUCAUCACUUCCGUCUCUGUCAUAGAUCUAACUACAAAUCAAAAGCAACUAAAAAAAGCAAAUCGUGAAAAAUAUCUCCAGAUCUGAAUAGAGAAAGCUCCACUAGAACUAGAGCGAAACGUGAGAAGACAGAACCGGAGAGGGUAGUAUGUUGCAUCUUCUCAUACGCGACGGCCAACGGAAAUUGACGCCGCCGGUAAUCAGUAAUAGAUGCGGCCGAAGAAGAUUUAAACGUGAAGAUCUAAGGGGAAAAUGUAUUAGUGAAGAAGAAGAACGGAGAUGAAGAUUGGAAUUGCAAUAAGAUUAUGAGGCAGUUAAAUCACCCGAAUAUGUUUCAAUAACUUCCUUGUAAAAAGUUCUUUUGGCCAUUUCUCAAAGAAAAAACAAGGAGAAGAAGAAACAUCAUUAAUCAAAUACACACAAAAACAUUGCAUUCAGAAUAUAUAAUGAGCUCUGGCGAUGGGGUUUCUCAAACAUCUUCAAAGAAAUCAAAAAAACCACAAUAUUCUAGAUUUACCCAACAAGAACUUCCUGCUUGCAAGCCAAUUUUAACACCAGGAUGGGUCAUUGCAACCUUUAUUUCCAUUGGCAUUGUUUUUGUGCCUGUUGGCCUUGCAGCUUUAUCUGCAUCACAAAGAGUGGUGGAAGUUGUAGAGCGAUACGAUGACUUGUGCAUUCCUUCAAGUAAAGAGGAUGAGAGCGAUUCAAAUCACGAGAGGGCCAAGUUUAUACAAAACGAUGACACGAAUAAGACAUGUGUUACGACCUUGACGAUCCCAAAGAAAAUGCAGAGCCCGGUUUUUGUAUAUUACGAGCUCGAUAACUUCUACCAGAACCAUCGCAGAUAUGUAAAAAGCAGAAGCGACAAGCAAUUACGCAGCCCGGAAUAUGAACGUGAUACGAAGCCUUGUGCUCCCGAGUCCAUGAACGACAAUAAGCCGAUUGUUCCUUGUGGACUUGUCGCUUGGAGUUUGUUCAAUGACUCUUUUGGGUUUAAGAUUAGCAACAGAGAUUUGCCCAUAAACCGAAAGGACAUUGCUUGGGGAAGUGACAGAAGGCACAAGUUUGGCUCUAAUGUCUAUCCAAAGAAUUUUCAACAAGGAAGCCUUAUUGGCGGUGGAAAGCUUAACGAAAGCUUACCGUUGAGUGAGCAAGAGGACCUUCUUGUUUGGAUGAGAACUGCAGCUUUACCAAACUUCAGAAAAUUGUAUGGGAGAAUAGAGAAUGAUCUUGAAGCCAACCAGGAGGUUACUGUGGUAAUACAAAACAAUUACAACACAUAUGUUUUUGGCGGAAAAAAGAAGUUAGUUAUUUCGACCGCGACGUGGAUUGGCGGGAAAAACGAUUUCCUCGGAAUAGCGUACCUCACGAUUGGCGGCAUUUGCUUUUUCUUGGCAAUAAGUUUCAUACUUUUGUAUGUCAUCAAGCCGAGGUCAUUUGGAGAUCCAGCCUAUUUAUCAUGGAACCUCAACCCAGACAUGAAUUGAACUUCUUCACAUUCGGUAAAGGCGUUUUACUACACCUUUAAAGUUCUAGUUCCACUCUUUCUUUCUUUCUUUUAUUUUUAUACUAGCAUUUUAACUCGUGCGAUGUACGGGUAGAACGAAUGCGUGUUUAUUCUUUCUUAGGUUUAUCUCAGACUUCAUUCCUUUAGAUUCUAACUUUUACGAUCUGUUGUUUUGUUGAGAGAAAAAUAAUUUUUCAAAAAAAAUUCAAUUCUACAUUUCAAUAUUUAAUUAUAUAAGUCGUAUAAAAUCAUUUUUUAGGAAAAUGAUUCUUUCAAAGAAAGGAAAAUUACCUUU
Molecule: messenger RNA, 2719 nt
Organism: Cuscuta campestris
Lineage: Eukaryota; Viridiplantae; Streptophyta; Magnoliopsida; Solanales; Convolvulaceae
Source: the annotation of a GenBank genome assembly